UCUGUGUUCUCCUGGCCAGCGGUAACCAAGGGCCGCUUCCCCUUGGUGACGGCGGAGCUCGCUCAGGCCAGGGCUGAUCCAGCCCGGGCGAGGGAGGCCUGGGGACCCGCAGGGCCCGGCCACUGGCAGGGAGACACCCUGCUCCCGGGGCACCAGUGAGCCGCCUGCACUCCGCUUCCUUCUCCCUGGCCUGAGGACCAAGGGCUUCCCUCCUGCGGUUCCCCACCGACGCUGCCUGGGCACUGGCCCGAAACAUUCCAGAACUCCGAUCCUCCGGCAGUACCAGAUGCUCCACACCGGGCAGAGGCCGCCUAGCAAACUCCCUUAGGAGUGCCGUCCAGGCCUGAUUGGAAAACUGGAGAAGAGGCCCCGUGAUUGAUGAGUUUGCCUUGGGCGUUGGUGACCAGGUGAAACGGGAGGCCGACAUGGGUCAGAAGGUCACUGGAGGUAUCAAGACGGUGGACAUGAGGGACCCCACGUACCGGCCCUUGAAGCAGGAGCUCCAGGGUCUGGACUACUGCAAGCCCACCCGCCUGGACCUGCUGCUGGACAUGCCCCCCGUGUCCUACGACGUCCAGCUGCUCCACUCUUGGAACAACAAUGACCGCUCGCUCAACGUCUUUGUGAAGGAGGACGACAAGCUGAUCUUUCACCGGCAUCCGGUGGCCCAGAGCACGGACGCCAUCAGGGGCAAAGUCGGGUACACGCGCGGGCUGCAUGUGUGGCAGAUCACGUGGGCCAUGAGGCAGCGCGGCACCCAUGCCGUGGUGGGGGUGGCGACGGCAGACGCCCCCCUGCACUCCGUGGGGUACACGACACUCGUGGGGAAUAACCACGAGUCCUGGGGCUGGGACUUGGGGCGCAACCGGCUCUACCAUGACGGCAAAAACCAGCCAAGCAAAACGUACCCAGCCUUUCUGGAGCCGGACGAGACGUUCAUUGUCCCUGACUCCUUCCUGGUGGCCCUGGAUAUGGACGACGGGACCCUGAGCUUCAUUGUGGAUGGACAGUACAUGGGAGUAGCUUUUCGGGGACUCAAGGGCAAAAAACUUUAUCCCGUAGUGAGUGCCGUCUGGGGCCACUGUGAGAUCCGCAUGCGCUACUUGAAUGGACUUGACCCGGAACCCCUGCCGCUCAUGGAUCUCUGCCGCCGCUCGGUGCGCCUGGCCCUGGGGAAGGAGCGCCUGGGUGAGAUCCACGCGCUGCCGCUGCCCGCCUCCCUCAAGGCCUACCUCCACUACCAGUGAUGCUACAGCCGGGACCACCAGCACGACCGCCCCCACCCACCCCGGUGCCAACUCACUGAGCCACCGCCGCGCCCCGCGCCCCGGACCGGCGUCUGCGGCAUGGAAGUCCUGCUCUUCCUCCCCAGCCUCCCCGGCUGCCCCGCCGGACACAGACUGCUCUGGACACGGGCCCCUCUGUCCCCCUUCCGGACACUGGCAGAAGUUCCCCGCAUGCCGCAUCACCGCCCCUUCUGGGAAGAGGACCCAGAGGAUAAACUCCUACACUGAGCUCCGAUCUGCUCUCGGGGUGGCCUGGGUGCUCCCGCACCUGCCGGGUCCCACGGCGCCGAGAAUAGAUCCCGGGGGUGCUAAGAGGUGCUUAGAUGAGGGCCGGUGCCCGCCCAGCGGGGCAGCCGCGCCGGACGAAGCUCAGGACGUCAGAAGCUCACCGUGGCCACCGAGGCAGAAACCAAACCUGGACCUUCCCCAGGCACGUGAGCACCCAGCAUCAGUCCUGGCUGUCGGUGCCCCUGUACCCUGUAUUUAUUCUUUUAACAAUAACAAAAGCCAUUUAUUUAUUCCAUUUAGAAAGGACACCUUGUUCGGGUCACCUCUCUCUGGAGUGUUCUGUUGCUUUUCUUCUCGCCUGCCCCUCCCUGGGGUGUGUGUGGCCUCACCUGGCCUUUCGCUGGUCGUGUCUGUCGUGUGUCCCCACGUGGGCACAGGGGUGUCUUUGUUUGGGUCCCUUGACCUACAGUUUCCAGGGGGCUCUGCUCCGAGUGCCCGCGUGGGCCCCUGAGGGGGCAUCAGCCUCACGUGCAAUAUGAGUGCCUUGGGGGACCCGUCUGCACGGGCAGUGGCGGCUCCCCGUAUCUCUCCAGGCAGCCACCCAUCGCUAGGGCUCACCCGUCUUUGCACGUGGUUUCAUUUCUUUAGUCUUCUGUGGGGUUUCUCGGCGUGGGUUGGGUUUUGUUUUUGCUUUCCUACCUGAGAUUUGCCACAUGCAUCCUCGGAAGCUCUAGCGUCCCUGAAGACCACCCGAACCGAGACGGGAGGAUGAAUGAGUCUUCAUCCCCUGAGAGGCCGGGGGCAGGGCGGGGUGGGGGAGACCAGAGCGGAGUUGCGUGUCCUAGAAGCCAGUGCAGGUCUCCGCUUGGUGCCCCUGUCCGGGUUCAUCACGGUGCCCCAGAGCCGUGAGGUGGGGCAGGGGGGUCGGGGCGGGCAGCCAGCAGGAGAGGGACGCACCCUCCCGUGCACAACUCCCCCAUGUAGCAGACCCCAGCACCUGCCACCACAGUCACCGUUUCUUAUGUCUUGAAGUCGACUCUCUUAGAAUCUGCCUUCUGUUCAUUUCUGUACAGGUACAGUAGAUGACUUUAUUUGUUUAAAAUGUUUAAUAUAUAUGCAUAUAUAUUUGUCUGUAAGAAUUAUGUUUUAAACAGCUGCUGUAGGGUACCUUUAAAAAAAAAAAAAAAAGUCUUCCAGUGGAGUAUAUUUUUUAAAGCACAAAAUUGGUGCCAAGACUGGGUGAGGAAUGUAAAUUACCCCCUUAUUAUUUGGAGGUUUUAUGUCCCCCAGCGGGUGGGGGGAACCUAACCUGUAAGACUUUUAAAGAUUUUCCUCACUCCUGUUUCGGGGUGGGUCAUGUUCUGAUGAAUGUUACACAUGAGAGGGUCUCACUUAUACAGAUCCCAGCCUUAUCGCCUUGACCCAGCAGUCUCCCACAGACGCUGGACAAAUCACCGGGCUCCUUGUCAUCUCUCUGCACCUCCCGCCCCCCAGCUCCCUGAACCUCGACCCCACCCUUCUUUCCUCUCAGCCCAGAGCCUUGUGGCCUGUACAGUUUUGAAACUCCCGUUGAUAUUUUAUGAUGGUUGAUAAUAGUCAGUAACCUAAUAAAGGAAAGUUUAUUAAAAUACA
Messenger RNA from Balaenoptera musculus (blue whale), 3146 nucleotides. RefSeq names its product splA/ryanodine receptor domain and SOCS box containing 1 (gene SPSB1). Lineage: Eukaryota; Metazoa; Chordata; Mammalia; Artiodactyla; Balaenopteridae. Gene Ontology annotation, cellular component: SCF ubiquitin ligase complex. The record is from RefSeq and is a predicted model, not a curated record. Bases 426 to 1247 code for a protein of 273 amino acids. Gene Ontology annotation, biological process: proteasome-mediated ubiquitin-dependent protein catabolic process. Gene Ontology annotation, molecular function: protein binding. The transcript has 3 exons.